Paramecium pentaurelia is the source of this 1557-nucleotide messenger RNA. The record is from the annotation of a GenBank genome assembly. Lineage: Eukaryota; Ciliophora; Oligohymenophorea; Peniculida; Parameciidae.
AUGAAACCAUUUAUACCUUCUCUAGCAACCUAAAGUAUUCCAACAGAUAAAAUUGAUUCCUAUAUCUCAUAUAUGGUACUUACUACUUGAUUAUUUAGUCCUAAGUGUACAAUGUUCAAUAAUACAUGCUAAUCCAUGCUUAAAAUUAGAUUAUGCAAGCUUAAUUCUUAAAAUUAUAGAGUGUGAAUUAGAACUAGAAUCCAAUUGUUUAAUAAAAAAUAAUAAAGUUAUUAGAGUAAAUUUAACAGAAAGGUUCUCAGAUUUCAAUCAAAGACUUUCUUUAAUAAAUGAAAAUGCCCAUAUUAGUUAAAUAUAUAGCUAAUCUAAUAAUCUAUUUAAUGAAAUAAUGUGUUUCUGAUUCUGAAGAAUUCAUAAUAAAUUAUAUAAGGGAUCCAAAUUCCAUAGUAAUCGACAAACAAUAAUGGACAUUAAUUUGUGAUAUUGUCAGUAAGAAAUUAGUUUACCUGGGAACUAAAGACAUUUAAUGUACAAAUGGUAAUUGUUUAAACAAACUUAGAUUCAUAGAUUGCUAUAAUUAGUUAAUCACUUCUAUUUAGUAAUAUCAUCAGUGAAGUUAUUUUUAAAAAAUUGCAUAUAACUUAAGAUAGUACUCAAUAGAUAGUUUUGAGAACUCUGAAUGAUUUAUUAUCAGAUGAUAAUAGAUCUGCUGAAUUUUUAUAUCAAUUUCUUUGCUAACCGGAAUAAUAAAUACUGACUUUAGAAUAAUGUUAAUAGUCAUUUUCUAAGAUGUUUUAGAAAAUGGGUCAAUAUUUCCAUUAAUCUAAUUUAAUAGAAUAAAUAAUUGAGAAUUAAAAGUAAUUUAAUACAAACGGUAAUUUUGAAUGUCAUGCAGAAAAAGUACUAUUUAAAUAUUAUAUUCAAGUAUUUAAAAUUAAUUCGAAUGUAUUAAAAUAAUGAUUAAAAAUAAAUAAAUGAAUAAUUAAUAAAAGGAUUGUUUGGUGAAUUAAUAUAAAUUGAUUGCAAAGGAUUCAUUUUUAAUUCAACUAGAUUAGAAGAUAAAUUAAAAUCAUUUUUAUUUAUGUUUGUUGAAUUAGUUAGAAUAGAGAAUUAAAUAAUAUAAAUAGUAAUAGAAAAUACAAUGUAAUAAUAUAAUAUUAUUUUAGUUCUGAAGAACCAUAAAGGAAUCCAUUAGAAUAUUAUGCUAAAUUAAUAGAGAAGAUUAAAAAUAAAUGUAAAAGUAAGGAAGAUGAAUUUUGUAAUUGUAAAAGAUGUUAAUGUGUUAAAAGAAAUAGAGAUAGUGCAAGAGAAGCAUAAAAGAGAAAAAGGGAAGCCUUAGAGAAGAUAGGACCAUUAUAAAAAGAAUAUGAGAAGAUUGAAAAGAAAGUAUUAAAUAAAAUGUUAUAUUAGGUAUUAAAUUUAGAAUUAUCAAAUUCAAAAUUAAAAUCAGUUUUAUUUUAAGCAUUGAAAAUUCCAGUGAUUGAAAAUAUUAUAAAAUAAGACUAUUAGGAUACUUUAUUAAAUUUAAAUUUGACAAAUACCAAUUUUCAAGAGAGUCAAAAAUAAUUCAAUUAGAUUGAAUAAGAAUAAUCCAGAUGA